UCGAGGCAGUUUUUCCAUCGAGUGUAAGGGCAGCCUAUUGAAACGCAGUUGAAUAAAUUCCGGUUCCUAGCCCGUUUAUUUUUUUAUUUAUGAAAACCCAGCUGCCUGCUCUACGAGACUCAAAAGCUGUCCUUAAGACUUCGCGAAAACGAAACGGGAACUAUCACAGCCUCCCAACAACUCACUUUCUUCGAUCCCCAGCCGUUGUCCUGCGAAAAAUCGAUUCUAGUUAUCCUGUGUUAUUGGGCUGUCAAAUUCCCGAGCUUUCGCCCUUGCGACUGGACUUUGCUUCUGGGGCAAUGAGUUCCAAGUAGGGACGUCGUUUUCGCCAGGAUCCUCGCAUGAGCCAAUAUGAUUGUUACGUCCGCUUCUGGCCUGGAUAGCACCCCCACAUUAGGCACCGUCGAAGUGACCACGCUGUUGGGCGCCUUCUUCGGAGUCCUUGUUCUGCUGCUCCUGCUGUUCCUGUACAUCAGCCGGAAGUGCUGCUUCCACUACCGCCAUGCCAUUAACUGCUGCGACGAGCGCCACCUGGCGACCAAGUGUGUGCAGAAGAUCACUCGUAAGCGGCGCUAUGAGAACACCAGCUCCGACUCGGAAGAGGACAUCCUGAGGCGCCUGCGGUGGCACCAGCAACACCAGCUGGGCGAAAAGCCCGGCGGAUACGGGCUGGGGCUCAGCCAGGCGAACCCGCUGACGGCGCAGAGCUUCCACUACCACCACUCCGGCGCCGACCUGCAGCGGGUGACAGUGACGCGUGACCCCUUGGCCAUCGCCGAGCGGGGCAAGGUUGGCAUCCCGUCGUCGCACAGCGAGUGCAGCUCAAACGACUCCAUGGAGGCCUUCGUCGACAGCCACACAGGCAUCCUGACGGGCUCGAGCAAAGCAGCAACGCCUCAUCCUGCAACGACCUUCCGCAAUCCGAGUGUAGAGCACCGAGCCAAGACGCAGGCAUUGCGAUACCAGCACCGGGUCGAACUGGUCGCUCCGCCCAAACUGGAGAGGGAGCGGGACAGCGUGGUGGUGGUGCCGAUGGCCAGUACCUACAACCUUACCAACAACAACAACUCGAGUGCAACCGGCAACAACAACACCAGUAGUAACAACAACGAUGACGAGCCCCUGUUCGACACCAGCGACCUGCGCUCGAUCAAGUCGGAUGACUUGCUGAUUGGGCUCGACGUGGACCCGAAAGGAGCACCCGUACAACGCGGACCCAUUGAGCUGGAGCUCUCGCUGCUGUAUGACGCCCCCAUGCGAAAGAUGACUGUGCACGUGAUGCAGGCCAGAAGCUUGCCUCCGCUGGCCAGUGGUCAGCCCACCCACACGCAGGUGCGGAUGCUGAUGCUGCCUAGCAAAAAGCAAAAGCUCAAGACCAAGAUCCGCAGCGGCGAGAACCCCCAGUACAUGGAGAGCUUCCUGUUGCACCGUGUCAACCCGGAGGACGUGAACAACAUGGGACUGCGAGUACGUCUAUACGGUUGCGAGCGCCUACGCAAGGAGCGCCUGAUCGGAGAGGCUUACGUGAGCUUCGCCACCGUGGACUUAGAGCUGGAGACGAACCUCUGGCUGCCGCUGGAGCCCCGCAAUACCUCCUCGGGCCUGGGCUCCACUAGCGACCUGUUGAGCCUGGCCCGUUCGGAGAGCGCCGGCUCAACCUCGUCCAUGCAGCACGGGGGCGUCUCGGAGCUGCUGCUGGGCCUGAGCUACAACGGAGUCACUGGUCGGCUGAGCGUGGAAAUCAUCAAGGGUAGCCAGUUCCGCAGUUUGUCGCUGAACAAGGCGCCCGACACUUACGUCAAGCUCGUGAUGGUCAGCAGCAUUGGACAGGAGAUAUCCAGAGCCAAGACCUCCAUUCGGAGAGGCCAACCGAACCCGCUCUUCAAGGAGACCUUCGCCUUCCAAGUUGCUCUUUUCCAGCUCAACGACGUGACCCUGAUGAUCUCCGUAUACGCCAAGAGGCACAUGAAGAAGAACGAGAUGGUCGGCUGGUUCAGCUUGGGUCUGAACUCGUCCGGAUCGGAGGAAGUGGCCCAUUGGGCGGACGUUUGCGAGAUGCCCAAGGGCGAGAUGCUGGCCCGCUGGCACGUGCUGGUGGACUCCUGAUUCGAGCAGCUGGGCCAGUCCUCGGGACGCAGCGGCAAGGCCCUCCGGAAGCUGGGUCUCUCUGCGUUCAAGGACCGGUCCCGCGAGAAGGCUUCGAAGGAGUCGCGUCCGGAGGACGAUUGCGCUCAGUUCCCUGCAGACAAUGCAGUUGCAGUUGAUAUUGAGCCGGGCCUGGAGCUGGACUUCGUUUGAAGCAAGGUCAGUGCUUGUGAUCUGUUUUUAAGGAGACGCUGCCCAUGCGGCGACUUGAAUUGUCGGGUGUUUAACCCAGGACGAGGCCGACUAAGGGGUUCGAGCGUCCGAUCAAUCUAGCCCAGACCGGGCUGUAAAACAUUUGUAAUUUGGAAUCAAUUUGGCACACAUUUUGUUCGUAAAAUGUGAGAAAUAUGGAAAACUAAAAAGGAAUAACCUAGAAUAUCGAAAUUUUUUACGCAAUGGCACGUAAGUGCAUACCAGUACUUAACAUACUACUCAAAUUUGAAUUUUAUGAUUGUUUGUGAUAAAGAAUACUAUAUUAAUAGCCAGAAGGGCGGAAAAAGUACAUGUUGGAGAUUUUGUGUGUACAAUUGUGCAUCUGUACUUCUUUACGGAUGGGUGACGAAUUUUUGUAAUUAAACCUUUCUGCAUCUUAUAUUUAAAUAUUAAGCCCGGCAUAGGCUGCCCAAAGUCUGUUAAGACUAGCACUUUUUUAUUACGAGAAAUGAGAACAGAACGUAAAUUGGAACAGUUGUAGUCAAUACUUACAGAAAUGUUUACGUACAUCAUACCUGCAAACUUACAUACAUACCUUAACACAACUAACUCUUGCUGUUUUGAUCAAGAGCCAUGCGCAUGUUCCAGUUUUGAUAUCCACAAAAGGAUGAGGAAAGUGUCGAUACCUUAGAAAUCAAACGCACAAAGACAUCUUCUACGACCGCAGAAGACAAGUUGGCAAGCCAAAGUUGAUCAAAUCUUAGGGCAUUCAAGUACUGCUCGGGAGCAGAAGUAUUUUAUUAAAGCUUUAUUUCGAUUAAGGCAUUGACGGUGAGCUCUUCAAUGAGCUGGGUACGUACGGUCCUAAGACUAAGGAUUGGAUUGUUUAAAAGUCUCAAACAUGGGAGCAUUUUGUUUUUGCAUUGAACUGCAUGAAUCACAUAAGUUUUACUUAUAAAGAGAGAAAAUUGAAAGCUUUAAUAAAUAUCUAAACUAAUUUAUUUUUAAACUAAAAUUAAAUCGAAACUUAUAAAAAAGCAAAACCUAUUAAGCUAUUAACAUGCUCAUGCGAAAAAUUUAAUAUAAAUUUGUAUGUACAACCAUAUGAAUGUAUUUUGCAUAGUGUUUAUAUCUUUUAAAAAUCUGUAUGUUUUGAGCGUCGAAUAUUUUAUAAACGCAAUUCAAGUGAAUGUAUGUUUGUUGAUACAACAAUCGGGAUGUAUAAGCUAAAUCUAAAACUUUGUUUUGAAGGAAAAGCGAGGCUAAGCAGCCGAAUGACUUAUCAACUAAUUGUAAUCCUUAAUGUCAGUAUUACACAUUUCUAAAUUGAACAGUACAACAGCGGUUAGCCUCGCCACAUGACGGGAAAAUACCGUCAAGUUUUUUUAACUCUGAGUAGAAUAUCCCUCCACGAAUUGCAAGCGAAUAAAGUGAUUUUUUUUUCUGAAAAAGAUUACAUAAAUCUACUCUUCAAUUUAAACAAUUAAAUUGUCAUUGUUGAUUAUCAAAGGAAUAAUUUUAAUAUUACUUAAUUGCCACUUAAAAAUAAAACGA
This is a messenger RNA of Drosophila ficusphila, 3852 nucleotides long. It is a transcript of the gene Syt14, whose product is annotated as synaptotagmin-16. Bases 352 to 2106 code for a protein of 584 amino acids. The transcript has 6 exons. Lineage: Eukaryota; Metazoa; Arthropoda; Insecta; Diptera; Drosophilidae. The record is from RefSeq and is a predicted model, not a curated record.